Molecule: messenger RNA, 424 nt
Organism: Gymnogyps californianus (California condor)
Lineage: Eukaryota; Metazoa; Chordata; Aves; Accipitriformes; Cathartidae
Product: loricrin-like
Exons: 1
Coding region: 1-351 (116 amino acids)
Source: RefSeq, a predicted model, not a curated record
AUGUGCUCCCGUCAGGACAAGGACCAGUGCCACAAGCAGGAGCGCUACACCCGCCAGAGCAGCGGCGGCUGCCAUGGGAGUGGCGGCGGCUGUCACAGCUCCGGUGGUGGCGGCUGUCACAGCUCCGGCGGUGGCGGCGGCUGUCACAGCAGCGGCGGCGGCGGUGGUUGUCACAGCUCCGGUGGCGGCGGUGGUUGUCACAGCUCCGGUGGCGGUGGUGGCUGUCACAGCUCCGGCGGUGGUGGCUGCCACAGCAGCGGUGGCUCCGGCUGCCAUGGGAAGCCACAGGUCCAGUGCCAGCAGCAGCAGCAGCAGCAGGUCCACCAGCUGCCCUCACAGAAGCUGAAGUGAUGCGGUGUCCCACAUGCCUCAGCUCCAGCAGCAAAGGCCACGCAUGGACCAGCUCCCUCCGGCCUCCCCAAAG